AUGACCGGUACGACUUCGAUUGUGUCGCGCACUACGCUGUCAGUGUUCAUGACGCGUACCUCUGAAAACCUCCAUCAGACCUCACAUCCUACAUAUGGAGCCGGUUUGGAUGUGAAGCAGAUAGUGGCGGCAGCUGAGAUUGACCUGACGAAGCUAGUGGGUAUGGGUAUGGACAAGAUGAUAGAACCACUCGAUAUCAGGGGUAGUAAGGAGUCGCUCACCCACACCUGGACUGUUCUUGGCUUCAUGGCUUCCAGCCGUGGACGAGAAAGUAGUCGUACAACUGAGUUUCCAGCAAUACAUGCCGUUGUUGGCCCCAAAGUGAUCCGCAACGUAGGAGAGGAGAAAUGUACGGAUAUACAACACGCAUUUGACACCGCACGAGACUAUGACAAAAUCCCCGCCAACCCAGGCUAUAUCGAGCCCGUACUACCCUCGCAGGAAUGGGCGAUCGCCCUCUCGCCGGAAGACAUCCUCACUCGCCACAGAUCACAACACGUCCCGCAAUAUGCUGCAAAACCCAUCAUCAUUCUCGAUGCACGUACCGCUAACGAUGGGAGCGUACUCGUGGUUGCACCGGUGCUCAACGAUGAGACGGGAGCGCUCGAUUUCAAGGCGAUUCGGUUUGAUGCGGCGCGCGUGCCUGCUGCAGCGCUGAACAUACAGAUCGGAAACCAAAGUUUGAAUGACCUCGAACAGCAUCUGGAUGACGACGGCAUAUGGAGGAGGUUCAAGAGCAGAGAUGAACUCGUGGGGAGUGAGGAGGGACAGGGUGCGGCAUAG
Stereum hirsutum FP-91666 SS1 is the source of this 783-nucleotide messenger RNA. RefSeq lists its product as uncharacterized. The transcript has 6 exons. The coding region runs from base 1 to 783 and encodes 260 amino acids. The record is from RefSeq and is a predicted model, not a curated record. Lineage: Eukaryota; Fungi; Basidiomycota; Agaricomycetes; Russulales; Stereaceae.